AUGCAAGUCGGAAACGGGGAUUUUGCAUUUGGGGCUGACAUCACCGGACUGCAAAGCUUGCUGCCGUUCAACAUCCUGUCGACCUGGUGUUGGUGCAACGACUCGCUACCAACCACUCCAGGCCAGACGGAGCCGUCCGACUUCACGGGCAUGGACUGGUGGACGCACGAUCGCCUGGUCAACUACGAUAUUCAAAACCCGGCCGAGGCAGCAAUCUCGCAGUGGUUGAUUGCCAACCCGCAUCGAGCCAACCUGGGUCGAAUCGGGUUUCUAUACCAAGGGGGGGACAUCCCAAGUGAAGAAGUGGCUGGUAUUGUGCAGAGUCUGGAUCUCUACAGUGGGGUAAUAAGUUCGCAGUUCACGUUGCGGGGGACAGAAGUCUUAGUCACGACAAUAGCGGACCCACUGUCUGAUACCGUCUCUGUGGACGUGAAGUCUGCACUGUUGGCUAAUGGGUCGUUGAGUGUGUUCUUUGACUACCCAUUGACCACAGGCGCGAACAAGUUCGAGGCUCCAUUUGUAGGGAAUUUGAGUUUGGUCAGAGAGCACAUCACUGCUUUGCAAAGGUUAUCCGCUCAAUCAGCUGUGGUCAAGCACGAAGUCGGUGGCACGGAGUACUACAACACUAUUGCAUGGGAGCAGACAGGCAGUAUCCGCGGCCCGAUCAACGGGACUCAUCGCUAUGUUCUCCAGCCUGCUGGAAAGGCAAGCACCUUCUCAUUUAGCGCUAUGUUCUCUCCAUCAUUGCAGUCGAAAGUCAAAUCAUUCAUCGCCGUCAAGAAAGCCUCAACGCAAUGGUGGAACGACUACUGGGAAUCGGGCUCAUUCGUCGACUUGACGGCUUCUACCUCCUUGGACGCUGAAGAACUCCAGCGCCGUAUCAUCCUUUCACGAUACUUGCUUGCCGUCAACAGUGCAGGGCAUGACCCGCCACAAGAGUCUGGACUCCAGAACAACGGCUGGUACGGCAAAUUUCACCUCGAGAUGGUAUUCUGGCACCUCGGCCACUGGGCCCGUUGGAACAAAUGGGACAUUUUGAACCGGAGUCUCGGUGUUUACGAACGAUUUCUGCCCUCUUCAGUCGAGCGCGCCACAAGGCAGGGAUACACCGGUGCACGCCUUGGCAAGAUGAGCGACCCUUCAGGUGCAUCAGCCCCAGGCCCACAAAACGCACUCCUGAUCUGGCAACAACCACAUCCGAUGUAUUUUGCGGAGCUGGAAUAUCGGACAAGUCCGACCACCGACACACUGAGAAGAUGGGAGACAAUCUUGGAUCAACUUGCAACAUGGAUGGUUUCGUAUGCGUGGUGGAACGUGUCAACCCAGGUGUACGACCUUGGCCCGCCCAUGUACCCGUCCUCGGAGAACACUAGCCCUAACUCGACAUACAAUCCAACCUUCGAGCUGGCAUACUGGCGAUUCGGACUCAAGAUCGCUUCGGAUUGGAAGACGCGACAGGGUCGGGAGAUCCCAGCGUCAUGGACGCAUGUGCUGGAUAAUCUCGCACCGUUGCCCGUCGCGGACGGCGCGUACUCCAUCUGUGCGGAUCUGCCAGACAUGUGGACAAAAAGCAGAUAUACGUCGGACCAUCCUAGCCAAAUAGCUGUCUAUGGCCUUCUGCCACAGACGGUGGGGGUGGAUUUGUCUAUCGUCAAUGCGACUAUGGGUCGAAUUGCGCAGACGUGGAACUUCUCUAAGUCGUACGGAUGGGACUUUCCAAUGCUGGCUAUGACGGCCAUCCGCUUAGGGGACAUUGACCAGGCGAUCUCUUAUCUGUUACACCCUAACUUCCAGUUUGAUGAUGUCGGCAACCCCGUCGGGACCGUUGUACCCACUCCAUAUUUCCCAGCGUCGUCUUCGUUGCUGCUCGCUGUGGCGAUGAUGGCUGGCGGGUGGGAUGGGAGCGAGGGUAUGCAUUUUCCACCAGAGUGGAAAGCGAUCGUAGAGGACAUCUCGACAGGUUUAUAA
Molecule: messenger RNA, 1968 nt
Organism: Aspergillus homomorphus CBS 101889
Lineage: Eukaryota; Fungi; Ascomycota; Eurotiomycetes; Eurotiales; Aspergillaceae
Exons: 1
Coding region: 1-1968 (655 amino acids)
Biological process (GO): carbohydrate metabolic process
Source: RefSeq, a predicted model, not a curated record